AUGCCGGCUAUUCACAACGCACCACCCAAACUCGACCUCGGUCACAUGGCUUUCGAGCUGUCCACUAAGAAGGCGCUGCUGGGCCAACAGCAAUCGCUGAAGACUCAAGCCACCGCGCCAACAGAGACAGACUGGCACCCAACUUCUUGGCGGUCUAAGCCUGUCACUCAAGACAUCGUCUAUCCGGACCAGGGCGCUCUCUUCAAAGCGCUCAGCAAGAUUUCGCAUCUCCCCAGCCUCGUGUCGGCCGGCGAGAUCGAACGUGCUCGCGAAGAUUAUGCUCGAGGUGCUCGCGGCGAGGCAUUCUUUCUGCAUGGCGGUGACUGCGCCGAGGCCUUCAAUGAAUGCACGGAGGACCACAUCUCAGCGCAGCUCCGUAUUCUCUUGCAGAUGAGCUUCAUCAUCUUCAUGGGAGCCAAGACACCAGUUGUGCGCGUCGGCCGCAUUGCCGGGCAGUAUGCCAAACCCAGAAGCAAAUUGGCCGAGGUUGUGGACGGCAAAGAGUACCCCUCUUUCCGCGGCGACUCUGUCAACGGAAUGGAUCUCACCGAUAGGCAACCGGACCCAGACAGGCUUGUCUCGGCGUACUUCCAUAGUUCGACGACGAUCAACUACCUGCGCAGCCUCAGCACCGAGCAACAGCUACUCGACGCCGCCAUCAAGGAAUUGAACUUCGACGCCGACUCUAUCGACAGCGAGAUUCUGCGUGUCAAGGCUCAUCAAGUCCACUCGCGCAUCGAGGACGCGCUGCUGCUCUAUGCGUCUUCUGCGCGCAACGGCGACAAGGCUAGCUCUCGCACCCUGGACCACUUGUCACGAGCCAUGGGCAGCGAAAUGCUGUGGACAUCUCAUGAAGCCCUCAACCUUUCGCUGGAGGAAGCCAGUGUUCGUAGCGUGCUUGACCCCGUCACUGGAGCCACUCACCACUACGACUCUUCCGCGCACAUGAUCUGGACAGGCGAGCGUACGCGUCAACUGGAAGGAGGGCACAUCGAGUUCAUGCGCGGCCUACGAAACCCAAUCGGCUGCAAGAUCGGCCCGACUAUGCAACCCGACGAAUUGGUCGCUCUGCUGAACAAAUUAGACCCCGACUAUCAGGAUGGCCGGGUAACUCUGAUUACGCGACUGGGCGUGGAUAAAGUCGAUCGUUUCCUUCCUCCCCUCAUCGAUGCUGUUCAGGCAUCUGGGCACCGUCCCCUCUGGUUGUGCGACCCAUGCCACGGCAACGGAAAGACCACGCCGACGGGCAUCAAGACGAGAGACUUUGCAGACAUCUUUGGCGAGAUCGAGAAGAGUAUCAGCGUUCACAACGCCAUGCACAACCCGCUCGGUGGGUUGCACCUCGAGCUGACGGGUGACAAUGUCACCGAGUGUACCGGCGGUUGCAUUCCACUGGGAGAGGACCAGCUGGGUUCUGCGUACAAGACGCUUUGUGACCCUAGGCUUAGCGCGGAGCAGAGCCUUCACCUAGCUCUUCUGGUCAGCAGACGACUCGAGGGAGAUAAUCUUCAUGCCCACCUCAGCUCGGCGCCUGUCUCAGCUGCCUCCUCGGCACCCGGCUCCCCUGGCAAGUAA
Molecule: messenger RNA, 1575 nt
Organism: Ceraceosorus guamensis
Lineage: Eukaryota; Fungi; Basidiomycota; Exobasidiomycetes; Ceraceosorales; Ceraceosoraceae
Product: 3-deoxy-7-phosphoheptulonate synthase
Exons: 2
Coding region: 1-1575 (524 amino acids)
Biological process (GO): aromatic amino acid biosynthetic process
Molecular function (GO): 3-deoxy-7-phosphoheptulonate synthase activity
Source: RefSeq, a predicted model, not a curated record